Messenger RNA from Syngnathus typhle (broad-nosed pipefish), 3335 nucleotides. RefSeq names its product ATP-binding cassette, sub-family B (MDR/TAP), member 6a (gene abcb6a). Bases 279 to 2834 code for a protein of 851 amino acids. Gene Ontology annotation, cellular component: membrane. Lineage: Eukaryota; Metazoa; Chordata; Actinopteri; Syngnathiformes; Syngnathidae. The record is from RefSeq and is a predicted model, not a curated record. Gene Ontology annotation, biological process: heme transport; transmembrane transport. The transcript has 19 exons. Gene Ontology annotation, molecular function: heme binding; ABC-type heme transporter activity; ATP binding.
AGUUACCCCCAUGUCCUCUGGGGGGCGCUAAACGCUAAGCUACAUCCGUGCUGUCGUUUGUGUAACUGACGUGUUUUGCCAAGGUUAGUCGGUUGUCUAACAUGCGCGACGUCACCGAACAGCCCAAAAAACAAGCACGGACGAAGCAGAUGACGCUCGAAUGUUGCUCACCUUUCUUCAACAAGCCCAAAUAGUGCAAGGCUAGCACACCUGCUAGCUUCUUUUGAAUAACCAGUUGGAGCGUGUGCAUCGGCAAAGUUAAGCUGAAACAAAGAGUCAUGCUGCAAAGCUAUUGUGAAUCCGGAUUUCCCAUUUCCCAUACGUGGGUGGAUGAAGGAAUCUCCCCCUGCUUUUACUUCACUGUGGUCCCUGCUGUCCUGCUCACCAUUUCUUUCUUCCUCGGCACCAUCCACUUCAUCUUCUACCAGAAGUAUGGCACAGCAAUGGAGCCAAAGUUCAUCCCCCGCUCUCGCCUCUACACCCUCCAACUGGCCAUUUCCAGCCUUGUCUUGGGUCAGUUUCUGGUUGGGAUGGUGUGGCGAGCCACCUUAGGAGACCAGCUCCCAGGCUAUGUGGUGCUCUAUGGCUGCUUCUCCACCCUAGCCUGGGUUUGGGGGCUUGCCUUGCUCAUUGUGGAGAGGCGUAGGGCUCUGGUCAUGGAUCGAACACGGGGCCACAGCGCGGCUCUGCUACUCUUCUGGGCGACGGCGUUCGCUGGGGAGAACCUGGCGUUCGUCUCCUGGUUCAGUCCUCACUGGUGGUGGGGUCUGGAGGACAAUCGGCAGCAGGUGCAGUUCGGCUUCUGGUUGAUGCGCUACGUGGGCACCGGACUGCUCUUCUUUCUUGGUCUUAAGGCCCCAGGGUUGCCAAAGAAACCAUACAUCGUGCUUAUCAAUGAAGACGAGCGAGAUGUCGAGCAAAGCGGACGGAACCUUUUGGGCGCACCAGACGAGAACCAGUCGACCUGGCGGGGCUUCACCAAGAAGGCCAGGUUGCUGCUACCUUCCUUGUGGCCUCGGGGCAAUAUCUGGCUCCAGCUGCUUGUCCUUUUCUGUCUGGGGCUGCUGGGAACGGAGAGGGCAAUUAAUGUCUUUGUUCCUAUUUACUACAAAAAUAUAGUCAAUGAACUGACUGAUGGCAGCAGCUGGAACACUCUGACCACCACUGUGUGUAUUUAUGUCCUGCUCAAGUUCAUGCAGGGCGGGGGGGCAGGAGCUACAGGUUUUAUCAGCAACUUGCGUGCUUUCCUGUGGAUCCGAGUGCAGCAGUUCAUCAACCGGAUGGUGCAAGUGCGCCUGUUUGCCCACCUGCACGCCCUCUCGCUGCGCUGGCACCUGGGUCGCAAAACCGGCGACGUGCUGAGAAGCAUCGACCGUGGCACCUCAUCCGUCAACAACUUGCUCAGCUACAUUGUGUUCAGCAUCGUCCCGACAAUCGUUGACAUUGUCAUCGCCAUCAUUUACUUUAUCACCUAUUUCAACGCGUGGUUUGGCCUUAUUGUCUUUGUGUGCAUGACCCUCUACCUCACUUUGACCAUCAUUAUCACCGAGUGGAGGACCAAGUACAGACGGGCCAUGAAUCAGCAGGACAACGUUGCUAAGACGAAGGCCGUCGACUCCUUGCUGAACUUUGAGACGGUGAAAUACUACAACGCAGAGAACUAUGAAGUCCGACGCUUUGAGGACGCCAUCUUGAAAUACCAGUCGUCAGAAUGGAAGGCACAGGCCUCCUUGGCCCUCCUCAACCAAACCCAGAACCUGAUCAUCGGAGCAGGUCUCCUGGCCGGCUCUCUGCUCUGUGCCUAUUUUGUGACCGAAGGGAAAUUCAAGGUCGGUGAUUUUGUCCUGUUUGGAACGUACAUCAUCCAACUGUACACCCCUCUCAACUGGUUCGGUACCUACUACAGAAUGAUCCAAAAUUCAUUCAUUGACAUGGAAAGCAUGAUCCAGCUGUUUGAGGAGGAGGAGGAGGUGAGAGACGCUUUGAAUGCCGUCAGUUUCCACUACAAGCUGGGGAAAGUGGAGUUUGAAAAUGUUCACUUCAGCUACACCGACGGCAAGGAGGUUCUCAAGGAUGUCUCCUUUACCGUACUACCUGGACAGACCCUGGCCCUGGUCGGGCCGUCAGGGUCCGGGAAGAGCACCAUCAUCCGACUCCUCUUCCGCUUCUACGACGUCCAAGGGGGUUGUAUUCACAUUGACGAUCAGGACAUAUCCAAAGUGACGCAGACGUCGCUGCGAGCGCACAUCGGCGUGGUCCCGCAGGACACGGUGCUGUUCAACGACACCGUACUGGAGAACAUCCGCUACGGUCGCGUCUCCGCGAGCGACCAGGAGGUUGAAGAGGCCGCCAUUGCCGGUGACAUCCAUGACAGAAUCAUGGAGUUCCCAGACGGUUAUGACACUCAAGUAGGGGAAAGAGGCCUGAAGCUGAGCGGAGGAGAGAAGCAGAGGGUGGCGAUAGCUCGGACCAUCCUCAAGGCACCGCAGAUUAUCCUGCUGGAUGAGGCCACGUCAGCACUCGAUACCCAAACGGAACGCAACAUUCAGGCCUCACUAGCCAAAGUCUGCGCUAAUCACACGACAGUUGUCGUAGCGCACAGGUUGUCCACAAUCAUCGGAGCCGACCAGAUUCUCGUCAUCAACGAGGGUCGGAUUGCCGAGCGAGGACGACACGAGGAGCUUCUGCAAAAGCAAGGCCUGUAUGCAGACAUGUGGGCAAAUCAACAGCAGGCUCAGGACUCCGAUUCUUCGUCGGACACCGAAGCUAAAGACCGCAAGUCUGAGAAACUGCAGCCGCCUUCCACCGACUCAGGCCACCAUCAUGGACAUUGAAUAGCUUGGUUGGAGUUUACAUUAUAUUUGAAUUUGGUAGAAUGUAUCAUGCUUAUUUAUUUUUUUAAAUUUAAAAUUGUCUUUGCAUUUCUGAAUGUAAUGGGUUGUUGUUGUUUUUUUUAAUUUGGUGCAAUGUAACAAGCACUAGUUUGUCCAUCUAUGUCAGGGUUCAGUUCUCCGAAUUGUAUCCAGAUUACUACUCAUUACAUUUUAAUUCUAGAGCUUAGUAAAUACAGGUGACCCUCGCCAUCUCGCUAUUCGCAGGGCAGAGGGACCGGAGCUGCUUGCGGAUCGCAAGAAUCCACAUAAAGUUCACGCCCAUGAUAAUUGCACUUUUGAUCCCCUGCCCCAUUUUUUGGUUUAAAUAUUGGGAAAAGAUUCCAGACCGUAUGGAUGCAGGGGUUCAGUUACUGUCCAUGCGAUAGGUGUAAGGGAAAUAAUUAUGAUGUGGACAUUUUUCAUAUUUAUAUGUAGGUAAUAAUAAAUCCAUACAUUAUGCCA